UAGUUUUCUUGGCUUGGAAUUGAAGGGAUAUGAAUAGGUACGGCAGUUAGAACCACUCCCUAAUUUCCCCUUUCACUCACAGCUCGAUCCCUCACACUCUCUCAUGAUCGAGCUGGUGAUCUCUUGAUUCAUUCAUUUCUGAUCCCUCUCUCUCUCUCUCGAACACACACAAAUGAGUACUGGACUCACGGGCCUCCUUCGGUUGCUUUUGACUGGCGGCGCCACCACCACAUAAAUAAAGUCUUAGAAAAAGUCUCUCACCCUCUCACCCUCCCUCCACUUGUCAUCCACCACACUUCUCUAUUGCUCUUCUUCGAGAACUCCCAUCUCUCUCUCUCUUUCUCUCUCAUUAAUUCACAAAUUAACCACAACCAGUACUCCAACUAAAAACUAGGACCACUAUUGCCCCUUAAUUUUCACCAUACAAAUUACCCCCACAACAACUUCCACUACAAGAAUAAACUCCAACACGUACGUGCCUGACUACAUCCCUCUUAAUUCUAAUCUUAUCCCACUUCAUCCUCUUUGUCUCUGUGUUCCAAUAUCUCUUUCUUGGACUUUCUUUUUCUUCCUUCUUCCUUUCUUUUUCAUUUUAUUUUGUAUGGCUUUUGUUUUGGAACAUCCAGCAAACUUGAAGCACUUCUGCAAAAUUUGUAAGAAAGGUUUUGGAUGUGGAAGAGCACUUGGAGGGCACAUGAGGGCGCAUGGAAUAGGGGACGAGAACGGACACAUCGACGACGAAGACCCUGCCAGUGAUUGGGAUGACAAGCUCGGCGGCAACGUGCCCCCUAGCAACAAGCGCAUGUAUGCUUUGAGAACAAACCCAAAUCGGUUCAAGAGCUGCCGUGUUUGCGAGAAUUGCGGCAAAGAAUUCUUGUCAUGGAAAUCUUUUCUCGAACAUGGAAAAUGUAGCUCCGAAGACGCCGAGUCCCUCGUGUCAUCGCCUGGUUCAGAAGGCGAUAUUGAUGGCACAGGAUCAAGAAGAGGGUGCGGCGCCUGGUCUAAAAGAAAAAGAUCAUUUAGAGCGAAAGUGGAUAAUUUCAUGAAUUCGAAUUGCCCUUCUAGCGAGGAGGAAGACCUCGCAAAUUGCUUGAUGAUGUUAUCAAAUGCAGGCGUCGACCCUAUGGUGGCCGAGCCCGAGGAGUCUUGUGCUUCGGCCAGUAAAGAAGAUCAGGAGCGACGAAAUCCCAUGAAUUUCAUGGCUCCACUUUCGUUGAAGGUUCCUGUAGAUCAUCACAACAGCAAGAACAAGGGCGUGGCCAAAGGAUUGUUCGAGUGCAAGGCAUGCAAGAAAGUGUUUAACUCGCACCAAGCAUUGGGUGGUCACAGAGCCAGCCAUAAAAAAGUUAAAGGCUGUUUCGCCGCCCGGAUCGACCCUCACCACCACCACCUCGAUGAUAGUCAAGCCGAUGACGACGUGAUCUCGCACGAAGAAUUCUUCCCGACACAAUCAAACUCAACCCUACAAUUCGAUCAAGUUUCUAAUCCGCCAUUAAUGGCAUCCACAUCCAAGAGGAAAUCAAAGGUGCAUGAGUGCUCGAUAUGUCAUCGUAUUUUCUCGUCCGGGCAAGCGCUAGGGGGCCAUAAGAGGUGCCAUUGGAUUACAUCAAACGCACCCGAAACUUCUACGCUAGCUAAGUUUCAGCAGCUGCAAGAUCAGAUAGAUCAGCAGCAAAUAAUAAAUCCCAAGCCCAAGCCAGAUGAUGAUUCAGACUUGCUUGAUCUCAAGCUCGAUCUUAACCUUCCUGCACCAGUUAAUGAUCGUCACGAUCUUAGUGGGGCGCGGAGGGACGUCCAAAUAAUAAAGCCUCCAGGCCUCGGGAUUGGAGUUUCUACAGAGAUUUAUUUACAGCCUUGGCCGAUAGGUGCAAAAGAUCAAAGGGAAGAUAAUCACCAGCACCAACACCAACACCACAACCUCCACCACCGUCGAAAAGCAGACAAUGACAAUGACAACAUUGAUAACAACAAUAAUAAUAUCCAUGACAUGAUCAGUAAUGGUUCGAUACUACUGCCGAAUGUGGAUGAUGAGGCAGACAGUAAAGUGAAGUUAGCUAAGCUAAGUGAGUUGAAAGACAUGAACACGAGUGCGGGUUCCUCACCUUGGUUGCAGGUGGGGAUUGGUUCAACUACUGAUGUGGCAGCUGACCCAUAAGUUUUUGUGAAGCAAAGUGACGAUCAUCCUCUCCAAGUAAUUAUUCCAUUUUCAUUUUCUUUCUUCCUUUUCUAAUGUGUACGAAGAAACUGUAAGUAUAAACUCAAAUUAAUACUCGUAAUUACAGUGUUUUGUUUUUUCAUGUUCAUAAUUUAGUGUUUUUCUUGCUGAAAUUUUGGUGGGCCAAUGGGACUCGGGUCUGCAAAGCACAUACGAUUUUUUCUCAAUAAAAACAUAUUUCAUGAUUCC
Messenger RNA from Carya illinoinensis, 2404 nucleotides. RefSeq names its product zinc finger protein ZAT4-like. The coding region runs from base 602 to 2155 and encodes 517 amino acids. The transcript has a single exon. The record is from RefSeq and is a predicted model, not a curated record. Lineage: Eukaryota; Viridiplantae; Streptophyta; Magnoliopsida; Fagales; Juglandaceae.